CAGAGGAGAGUCCAGUGGUGCAGGUGCCUGUGUGUCCACAUGUGACUGCUGCUCCAGCUGUGUGCUGCUUCUCCAGCUGCGCUGCUGCUCCAGCUGCGCGCACACUUCAGGGUGUGACAGGAACACGCAGCCUGUCAGUCAGCUCUGUGCGCGCUGCUUUCCGGAUGACUUGACUCCUCUCGCUGAUGUGUCUCUGGAUGUUUUCUACCCUCAGUGGUUUGUUUGUGUUCUGAGCCAGAUGUUCUGGAGGCUGCGGCUGCGGACAUCCAGCGGUUUCCCUUCUUCUAGUCUCUGUGCCGAUGCAGCUGCUGGUCGGGGGCGCUGAAGUUGAAGUCCCGCUCCUGAAGGCGUGAACUCCAAAUGCAUUCGCUCCUGGGCCGGGAGAAGAAAGAAGAAGAAGCCGGGUUCGGGAUCGAUCGGUCGGGUCUGUCUCCGGGCUUUGCGCCCCACGCCGCCACCAUGUUCAGCUGCGUGGGCUGCUUCUGGGUGCUCCUCUCCUCCGCUCUGGUCGCCGUGUGCAGCUUCAGCUUCAUAUCUCCUGCGUGGAUUGUCAAGGACCAGCUGAGGAACAGCCUCCACCACCACCAGCAGCCCCAGCACCACAGCAAGGACUCCGUGAGCUUCGGCUUGUUGUGGCACUGCUCCGAGUCCCUGGAUCACAUGUACCGGUGCUACACCUUCGGGGGACUGGGCAAAUUCGCAGAGAUCCCCUCCAGCUCCUGGCAGACCAGUGCGGUGCUGUGUUCAGGCGGCUGUGCUCUGCUGGCUGUCAGCUCCCUGUUGGCCAUCAUCACCAUCUUCCUGCCCAGUGGAGGAUGUGAGAGGAGGAUCUGCACCCUGGCUGGUUACAUGCAGAUGGCUUCAGUGUUCAUCAUGGCUGCCGGACUGCUGGUCUACCCCUUCGGCCUGAACUCUUCUCUGGUCAGGUCCUUCUGCGGGGACUCCGACAUCUACUACGCCGGCGAGUGCCAGAUCGGCUGGGGCUACAUGCUGGCGAUAGUCGGAGUCAUGCUCACCGUUUUUCUGCCCUUUUUUGCCAAAUAUGCACCGAAGGAGCAGCUGUCCCCCACCCCUUUGCCCACGCUGUUAUAGUGCAUGGAAAUGAAGUCUUGUGGUUUCUUUAUUCCCUCCUGACGACACUCUCUGACCUGGACGUGAUGUCACAGAGAGACGCCUGCAUCAUCCAUUUUUAAUGCUGAAUAUUGAUGCUGUUUGGGAAUCCCUACUCACUGAAGCAACUAACAGUCUUCCUCCAUCAUUUAAAUUCAUGUUAUUUUAAAUGGAAUGUUUUAUGUUACAAUAAAACCCUGUGGUCAUUAUUUUUAUCCUGCAGCCUGUCACAAGGUUUCUACAGUUUGACUUAUUUGUUUUUCUUCGUGUCACAGGAUGCAAAAAGUAAUAACCCCAUUUCAAGCAAUUUAAGAAAAUGUCCUCAAGUACCUGCUUCAAAUGUUUUUUUUUCUUCUUCUUCUGCUCCGUUGUGGAAACGAGUCAACAUUCAGUACGACACAUUCCAACACAGACUGGAAGUAAAGAUGCGACUCGGGCAAGGUUUCUGGCUCGACUCGAACAAUCAAGUAACGUUUCAGCACGAGGUUGUGACUCAAAGAGAGAGACACUUUUUAUUGGUCGAAAUGCAUCUGUGGAUUUUGACUGUACAUAUGGUGUUUUGGGCUGUAUAUAUAUACACAUAUAUAUAUAUUGGGUCCUGGUUUAACAAAAAUGAUGUUUGAGAUUUCAAAUGAUGGAUUGAUUGAACAGUGAACUCCGACACUUGGAGGGAUUUUUUCUCUUUUGACUUUUCCUGUGGGAGUCGAGAAGCGAGGGACGAUAAACAGAGCAUCAGACCUGACUUUUCCUGUGGGAGUCGAGAAGCGAGGGACGAUAAACAGAGCAUCAGACCUGCCGAGAGGACAAGUCGAAAAUACCUUCUCAUAACAGCAAAGUGAAUAAUGAUUAACCGGGAGUGGUUUCAGAGCAGUGUUGUCAAAAACGUUUAUGUCGUGAUAUAACCUCUUUUUGUUAACCUUCUCCCCAGAAUUGUUUGUGUGAUGUGACUUGCUUGUUUAACAUGAACAACGUUUUGCCUGCAACACACAAUACUUAACACUAAUUCAGGAACAAAAAAAGAUUGCAAAAGGCAGGGAGCUCUAGGAAUUUUGUCAGAAAUGCAUGAUAAAGAUGGGCUUUGUUAAUGGUAGAACAAUUGAUCUAGAUUUUAAAUGUGAUCGGACCAACUUGUGCCUUUUAACAUAACCAAGACAAGUGUUAAAUACAAUUAUCAGGUUGACAUCUUUUUCUGCUGAAAAACUGUGGAUCCUGUUGUGUGAAGUGACUGAUUGUUUUUCUUUUUUCCUCGUAUAAUUAUCCUCUCAGAAGCAAAGUGUUUCUCACGUUCUUGAUACAGAAUGAUCUCAUUAACUUGAGGAAAAAUGUCUAGGGGGGGUACUAAUCCUCAGAGGUAAUGGCAGAGAAGGGAAAAAAAGGAAAGCGGUGCACUUGGAUUCAAAUAAUGCCCUGAGAUAUUUUUUUCCAAUUAUCUAAAAGCGUUAGUUCACAUGAAUCGCUUUAUUAAAAGGUUGCGACAUGUGGCUAACAGAUUAAUUCCUGGCAUCCUUGUCUUAUGUGAUUUAGAGUUUGAAGUGUUGGAGGGAGUGGCUGUACAAAUUGAACAUCGCCUGUUGUCAUCUGUGCUGAGCUGACACAUUAGUCACAUCAUGUGUAAAACGUGGUUUAAAAGAAUUAACUCCUCAUGUAAGCAAAAUGUGUUGGUGUGUUUGUUUGUCAACCCACGUCUCCUUUUGAGCGUUGGCCCCCUUCCUGUCAUGUUCUGAGGACAAACUGUCCACAUCUCCACUUCCGGUCCCUGUACACUGCCAACUGAAUUAAGCUGGACUCCCUUUUCUAGUGGGUGUUUAUGUGCGUAUUUGUGUUUUAAUAAUGGUUUGGAGUCUGCCAAUGUGUAAAAUUUUAAGUAUUCCAAACAUUUGGGUCUCCCCCACAAUCGUAUCCUGACAUUUGGAAAAUGACUAUGAUUAUGUUGCCAUAUUUGGAAGGUCAGGAUAUACAUUUUGGUAUUGUAUUGGACCUCAUACUGUGCUCGGCUGUGGGAAUGAUUGGCGUGACUGCAUUGGACUUGUUCCCUUUAUUCGUUUGGACCAUUGUGUGUAAAGUCUCAGCACUGGUGAACCUGUUUUCUGGUAGAGUAGACCAUUGCGUUUUUUUCCAUUGUGAUGUUUGACUGUAAAUAAACUAACUGUACUUGAUAUCACAUGUUAUUCUUAACUGCCCCGUUUUUCAAAGAUAUAUUUUGAGAUAUUACCUCAUCGUGUUUGCUUUACCUGAAUUCACCUCUAAAUAAUGUCUGCUGUUCUGUGAAUUUUUCUUUGUAAUAAAAAAUACUUCAGAACUUACAA
Platichthys flesus (European flounder) is the source of this 3416-nucleotide messenger RNA. Its product is annotated as LHFPL tetraspan subfamily member 7 protein. The transcript has 3 exons. The coding region runs from base 361 to 1092 and encodes 243 amino acids. Gene Ontology annotation, cellular component: membrane. The record is from RefSeq and is a predicted model, not a curated record. Lineage: Eukaryota; Metazoa; Chordata; Actinopteri; Pleuronectiformes; Pleuronectidae.